Molecule: messenger RNA, 2118 nt
Organism: Actinia tenebrosa (Australian red waratah sea anemone)
Lineage: Eukaryota; Metazoa; Cnidaria; Anthozoa; Actiniaria; Actiniidae
Product: stabilizer of axonemal microtubules 4
Molecular function (GO): phosphatase binding
Source: RefSeq, a predicted model, not a curated record
GGAUGCGCUCAAGCCGAAUGGAGGCAAGGACUGUCAUCAUGAGGAGAAAAACUAAAACUCUAAGAGUUUUAUUCAAACUAAAAAGCACGGAAAACUAAGACCAGUCAACUAUAAUAUUCAAAGAAUAUUUUGCAUUUCUGUAAACGAGCGAAGAUGGAUAGUGCAAAGUGCAUACUUGCAUUUGAAAGAUUCAGCUUCAAGCCAGUAUCCAACUUUUGAACGAAAAUAUGUGUCCGCGAACAACUGGUCAGCUGUCGGGUUGUCAUGUCAACCAUUGUAUACAUUCAUUCGAUGAUAAACCAAGAAAGUGCGCGUGCAAGAAUCGACAAGAAAACCCUUUAACGAUAUAAUACUUAAACAUGGGGCGUCUACCCUAUGGCCCAGGCAACCCACACAUCCUACAGAGUAAGGGUGCAGACAAAGGAGUUAUGAAGUUCUAUUGCACUGAAUACUCUACUCAUUAUGGUCAGGAAGGUUUUAACCCAAGAACAGGCAAACAUGUCGGCACUGGAUAUCAGUCUAAUUUCAGACCUGGAGUAUACUAUAGUAGGAAGCUUGAUGAACUGGAUAAUCCAGCCAUGGGGAAAAUUGUAAGCGAUAAUUAUGCAUCUAUCACCAAGAAGCAUUUCCUGCCUUCUAAAGGUUCUCAGGGCUUUGAUCCUUUUUCAAGAGGACUACACAUGACAGCUACUAGUGGCUUUGUUAAGGAUAUUCCAGGAAACUUGCCAAAAUCUCACCAAGUUGCUAGUGUACAUAUUGAUACCAGAAGACAGGGCACAGUCUAUCCUGCUCAUCGUCCUCUGCUACACACCUUGAAUCAAAAAGAUCCUAUUCAGAGAGAAAAUGCUUUUCAUGGCCCUCUUUACAUGUCUACUGAGGCAAGAACUAGGUUCCUUGGCCUACCAAGUGAGAGAAUGAAUACCUCAUGUAAAACAGUAGGGCACAAGGAAGGUUCUGGAUUCACGCAUGCUUAUAACGAUGAGCCUGUCUUGUUUAACCCAAUGGAGGCAUAUGAAGGAUUGAAAGAUCCUCGUUUUACAUCAAGACCCACUGGAUACAGUGUGAUGAAAGGAUCUUUUAGGCCUGUAGAAUACCAACAUGGUAAUGAGGAAUUCCCGAUCUUGUCCCAUGCAUCUGAUCGCAACACUGGUUUCACCCAUGGUACUAAAGUCAAGCCAGUAUUCUACAUGAAGUUGAAUGAUGCUUACACCAAACAAGAUGACCUGCACCCUCGUAUACAGCAACGUGUCCAGAAGAUCGACCCGUGCGAGUACUCAAAUAUCAUCAAACCCUACACUUACUCAAGUACUUCCAAACUUGCCUUCCGAGGAAAGCAAUGCAACGAUCCGUCAGAAGCAGCAAGACUUGGAAAUACUUCUAUUGGAAACAAGGAACCGACAGGAUACAGUGAGAACAAUGACAAGUUCUUCGAGACGGCCGAGACAGAGGAGUUGUUAAGAAGAUUUGACACUCAUUAUAACGCAAAGCUCUACAACAUGAACCCUGCUGGUGAUGCUCGUAUGGGUCACACUAGGGGUAAUUUACAGACUCAGCUACCAGAUGGCUUCACCAAGAGCACUAGUGUGCACAAGUUUGGACCAGACAUUAAUACUACUGUACAGUUAAGAGGACAGAAGCCUUAUCAAGCAAGGAGCAUCAAAGCGCGUGACCCAUUCUUUGAUGACCACACGUAUGACAAGAAGCUGCACACCACACAAGCCAUCACUGCUUGAUUGUUCAAGCUCAAGUCAGUCUUAUUCCUCAAUUAAGCGGAAUAAUAUACCCAGACAAAAAUUGAUCCCGACAGGUAACAUUAUCAACGACCAAAAUGCUGAGGUUAAAAAUAGUGCCAAAAUCUUUGUUAGAACUAUUCAAAUUUGGUAAAUGGCGUUAUAAAAGCAAAAGCCAAUGAAUUUUACUUUUCUACUUUUUAAAAACAUUUUUAAGAGAGCUUUAAUUAGAUGAACCACGUUGUCCCUGAUAAUAAAUAUUUGUAUAAACGAGUAAAAAUUGAUGAAUAUUCGAGUGCAAGUCUAAGUCAGUCGCGGGGAAACUAAAAAAAUGCAUUUUAUCUUAACAAAAUCACAAUCACGAAGAUAAUAAAAUUGUUUAGUUGAA